Molecule: messenger RNA, 972 nt
Organism: Microcebus murinus (gray mouse lemur)
Lineage: Eukaryota; Metazoa; Chordata; Mammalia; Primates; Cheirogaleidae
Product: olfactory receptor 52Z1P-like
Biological process (GO): G protein-coupled receptor signaling pathway
Cellular component (GO): plasma membrane
Molecular function (GO): olfactory receptor activity; G protein-coupled receptor activity
Source: RefSeq, a predicted model, not a curated record
AUGGUUCCUUCCUUUUAUAAUCACACUAAUCCGCAGGAUAUGUGGUAUGUACUGAUUGGAAUCCCAGGAUUGGAAUAUUUGCACACUUGGAUUUCCAUCCCUAUCUGUGCUAUGUACAUUGUGGCCAUGGUAGGCAAUAUCUUCUUGAUCUUCCUGAUCAUAACUGAGCGCAGUCUCCAUGAGCCCAUGUAUUUCUUCCUGUCCAUGUUGGCCUCAGCAGACCUCCUGCUCUCCACAGCCACAGUCCCCAAGAUGCUGGCCAUCUUCUGGUUCCAUUCCACGGAUAUAGCCUUUGGGAGCUGUGUGUCUCAGAUGUUCUUCAUACAUUUCAUCUUUGUGGCAGAAUCUGCUAUUCUCCUGGCCAUGGCAUUUGACCGCUAUGUGGCCAUCUGUUACCCACUGAGAUACACCACCAUUCUAACCUCCUUGGUCAUUGGGAAGAUUGGUGUAGCAGCUGUGGUCAGGAGCUUUUUCAUCUGCUGUCCAUUCAUCUUCCUGGUAUACCGACUUACAUAUUGUGAGAAAAACAUCAUUCCCCAUUCCUACUGUGAGCAUAUGGGCAUUGCCAGAUUAGCAUGUGAUAAUAUCAAAGUCAAUAUCAUUUAUGGCUUGACUAUGGCCCUACUCUCCACAGGGAUGGAUUUGGUGUUCAUCAUUAUGUCCUACACAAUGAUCCUUUGCACAGUCUUCCAGAUACCUUCCUGGACAGCCAGAUUCAAGGCUCUUAACACAUGCACCUCCCAUAUCUGUGUCAUAUUUAUGUUCUAUACUCCAGCAUUCUUUUCAUUUUUUGCCCAUCGCUUUGGAGGUAAGACCAUCCCUUCUCACAUCCACAUCCUAGUGGCCAACCUCUAUGUGGUGGUGCCCCCUAUGCUCAACCCAAUCAUUUAUGGGGUGAAGACCAAACAAAUUCAAGACCGACUGAUUUUGCUAUUCUCCCCAAUUAGCACAUGCUGUAAAAAUGAAGAAUAA